AUCUCACCUUCCUUGAGUUAGUAGACAUUUGCACUGUACAGAGACAGAUCGAGUCUUUGACUCCUGUCGCCAUUCUUUAUCCCCCAUCCAUUUAUUCACUCCUUUCAUCUGAAAACAACAAAACCAAAACCAAACAAAAACAAAACCACCAUCAAGAUGAGGUUCAAUCUCAACCUCAACCUCCUCCUCGCCCCCGCCAUCACGGCCCUCCGCUUCGCCAUGUACGUCGACCAGUACCACACCGUGGGCCUGCCGGGCACCGAAACCACCGGCGCCGUGACGCACGCCAUCAUGGCCUUUGCGCCGGCGAGCCUGUUCAACUCGGAGUCGGAGCCGACUUACAAGCCGUUCGAGAGCAUCGAGACCUUCCGCGCGCGCUUCAACCCCGGCACGAAGAUCAUGUUCGCCGUCGGCGGCUGGGGCGAUACCUCUGAGUUCGGGAAGGGCGCGAAAGACGAGGCGUCGAGACAGCGAUUUGCGAAGAACGUGGCGGCUGUUGUGAACAGGGGGGGGUUUGAUGGCGUUGACAUCGACUGGGAAUAUCCCGGCGGCAACGGCGACGACUACAAGAAAGUGCCCAACAGCGAGAAGACCAGCGAGAUUGAGACCUACCCCCAAUUCCUGGCGGCGAUCCGGUCCGCCAUCGGCAAGGACAAGCUGCUCUCGAUCGCGGUGCCGGGCAAGCGCGUCGACAUGAUCGCGUUCACGAAGGAGCAAGGGCCGAAGAUCUUCGAGUCCGUCGACAUGGUGAACGUGAUGUCGUACGACCUCAUGAACCGGCGCAACAACGUCACCGUGCACCACAGCAGCGUCGUCGACUCGUUGGACUCGGUGCACGCGUACCAGGAGGUCGGGCUGACCGGCGACAAGAUCAACCUGGGUGUGGCGUACUACGCGAAGUGGUUCACGACGAAGCCCGGGUGCGAGGAGGACCAUCCGCUGGGAUGUGAGGUCGAGCCGCUGGAGACGGCGGAUGGCGGCGAUACCGGCAAGUCCGGGGUGCUGACCUUCGAGGCGAGUACGAUGGCCGAGGCGCCGCCGAAUCUGAAGGAGAGUACGGACAUGACGUGCGGGUUUAACGCGGGGACAUUCUGUCCAAAGGGGACGUGCUGCAGUCAGUAUGGGAACUGUGGUACCGGCGACGACUUCUGCCAGACCGGGUGUCUGUCGGACUACGGCGAGUGCAAGGGUCUGUCGGUGCUGGACAGCUGGCGCAAGGCACUCAAGGACAGCACGACGGACGAGAAGGCCGGCGGGGAGUACUACUUCGACGAGCCGAACCGGCUGUUCUGGACGUGGGACACGGCGGCGACGAUUGCGCGCAAGUUCCGGGACAUCGUGGACCAGGAGAAGCUGGGCGGAGUGAUGGCGUGGAGUCUGGGCGAGGAUACGCUGGCGUGGGAGCAUGUGGAAGCGAUGAGCGAGGGAGUGAACGCGAGGAAGUAACUGGAUUCAUCU
Molecule: messenger RNA, 1458 nt
Organism: Aspergillus steynii IBT 23096
Lineage: Eukaryota; Fungi; Ascomycota; Eurotiomycetes; Eurotiales; Aspergillaceae
Product: putative class V chitinase
Exons: 3
Coding region: 157-1446 (429 amino acids)
Biological process (GO): carbohydrate metabolic process; chitin catabolic process
Cellular component (GO): extracellular region
Molecular function (GO): chitinase activity; chitin binding
Source: RefSeq, a predicted model, not a curated record